Oncorhynchus masou masou (cherry salmon) is the source of this 4599-nucleotide messenger RNA. RefSeq names its product mucin-5AC-like. Lineage: Eukaryota; Metazoa; Chordata; Actinopteri; Salmoniformes; Salmonidae. The record is from RefSeq and is a predicted model, not a curated record. The coding region runs from base 1 to 4509 and encodes 1502 amino acids. The transcript has 9 exons.
AUGUUCCAACGACAACCACAUCUGCUCCAACAACAACCACAGUUUUUCCCACAACAACCAUACAAGUUACAACGACAACUACAAUUGGGGCUACAACAACCACAGAUACUCCAACACAACCGCAAUGCUCCCACAUCAGCCACAGCUUCUCCAACAACCACGGCUAGUCCGACAACAACCCCAGAUGUUCCAUCCACAACCACAAAUCUUCCAAAAACAUCCACAGUUGCUCCCACAACAAACACAGAUAUAUCCACAACAACAGCCAUCCUCAACAGCUGCUCCCACAACAACAACAGUAGCUCCAACUACAACUACUAUUGGGGCUACAACAACCACAGAUACUACAACAACAACCACAGCUGUUCCCACAACAACCACAGAAUCUCCCACAACAACCACAGUCGCUACUUCAAAAAACACAGCUGCUCCCACAACAACCACAGCUGUUCCCACAACAACCACCACAACCACAACUACUUACAACAACAGAACUCCAAAAACAACCAACUGCUCCCCAACAACCACAGCGGUUCCCACACCACAGCUGCUCCAACAACAACCCCAGAUGUUCCAACAUCAACCACAUCUGCUCCAACAACAACCACAGCUGCUCCCACAACAACCAUAGCAAGCUCCAACGACAACUAUAAUUGGGGCUACAACAACCACUACUCCAACAACAACCACAGCUCCCACAUCAACCACAGCUGCUCCCAAAAACCCCAAUGUUCCAACAACAACAACAUCUGCUCCAACAACAACCACAGAAUCUCACACAACAACCAGCUGCUCCCACAAAACCACAGCUGCUCUCACAACCACAGCUGCUACCACAACAACCACACAACAACCACAGAAUCUACCACAACAACCACAGUCACUGCUUCAAAACAGCCACAGCUGCUCCCACAACAACCUCAGCUGCUCCCACAACAACCACAGCUGCUCCCACAACAACCACACCAACAACACACCCAGAUAUGUUCCAUCCACAACCACAAAUCUUCCAACAUCCACAGUUGCUCCCACAACAAACACAGAUAUAUCCACAACAACCACAGCCAUCCCCUCAACACUCACUGCUGCUCCCACAACAACAACAGUAGCUCCAACUACAACUACUAUUGGGGCUACAACAACCACAGAUACUACAACAACAACCACAGCUGUUCCCACAACAACCACAGAAUCUCCCACAACAACCACAGUCGCUACUUCAAAAAACACAGCUGCUCCCACAACAACCACAGCUGUUCCCACAACAACCACGUCUACUCCGACAAUAACCCCAGAUGUUCCAACCACAACCACAACUCUUCCAACAACAACCACAGCUGCUCCCAAAACAAACACAGAUACACCCACAACAACCACAGCCAUCCCUCAACACUCACUGCUGCUCCCACAACAACCACAGCAGCUCCAACGACAACUACAAUUGGGGCUACAACAACCACAGAUACUCCAAAAACAACCAAAACUGCUCCCACAACAACCACAGCGGUUCCCACAACAACCACAGCUGCUCCAACAACAACCCCAGAUGUUCCAACAUCAACCACAUCUGCUCCAACAACAACCACAGCUUCUCCCACAACAACCAUACAAGCUCCAACGACAACUAUAAUUGGGGCUACAACAAUCACAGAUACUCCAACAACAACCACAUCUGCUCCCACAUCAACCACAGCUGCUCCAACAAAAACCCCAGAUGUUCCAACAACAACAACAUCUGCUCCAACAACAACCACAGCUUCUCCCACAACAACCAUACAAACUCCAACGACAACUACAAUUGGGGCUACAACAACCACAGAUACUCCAAAAACAACCAAAACUGCUCCCACAACAACCACAGCGGUUCCCACAACAACCACAGCUGCUCCAACAACAACCCCAGAUGUUCCAACAUCAACCACAUCUGCUCCAACAACAACCACAGCUUCUCCCACAACAGCCAUACAAGCUCCAACGACAACUACAAUUGGGGCUACAACAACCACAGAUACUCCAACAACAACCACUACUGCUCCCACAUCAACCACACCUUCUCCAACAACAACCACAGCUGCUCGCACAACAACCACAUACUUUCCCACAACACCCACAUCUGCUCCGACAACAACCACAGCAGCUUCCACGACAACUACAAUUGGGGAUACAGCAACUAUAGAUACUCCAUCGACAACCACAACUGCUCCCACAUCAACCAUAGCUUCUCCAACAACAACCACAGCUGUUCCCACAACAACCACAGCUGUUCCCACAACAACCACAGUCGCUACUUCUAAAACCACAGCUACUCACACAACAACCACAGCUUCUCCAACAACAACCACAGCUGCUCCCACAACUACUAAAGUUGCUCUCACAACAACCCCAGCUGCUCCAACAACAACCUCAGCUAUUCCCACAACAACCACAGAAUCUCCCACAACAACCACGGUCGCUACUUCAAAAACCACAGCUGCUCUCACAACAACCACAGCUUCUCUCACCACAGCUGUUCCAACAACAACCACAACUGCUCCAACAACAACCACAGCUGUUCUUAAAACCACAGCUCUUCCCACAGCAACCACAGAAUCCCCCACAACAACCACAGAUGCUCCCACAACAACCACUGCUACUCCCACAACAACCACAGCUACUCUAACAACAACCACAGCUUUUCUGACCACAGUUACAACUGGUUCUUCAACCACUACCACAACACCGGCCCCUCCACCACCAGAGGUUAAGUUGGAGUUCAAAUUAGAGCAAAUCUUCACUGCAGAGUUGAAUAAUGCAUCUUCACCAGAGUUCCAAGCAUUAGUAACCAGUGUGGCUACAGAGCUGGACACAGUUUAUCGAAACAAAUAUGGAUCCAGUUUUAAUCGCACAGAGGUUCUAGGUUUCAGUCAAGGUUCGGUUGUGGUAGAUGCUAAGCUGAUAUUUAACAAUGCCAGCUCAGUCCCUGAGUCCAGUGCAGUGGUUGCAACCUUGAUAGAGAACAUCUCAAGCAACAGCUCUUAUAUCUCUCUCCCACUGAACACAACUUCUAUCGUGGCAACAAGAGUUGACUCAGCUACAACUAAUACUCCAGAUCCUCCAAUAUCAACACCAUAUAUGGUCAUGAACGCAACUUCGGCCCCCUCAAACAGGUCAACCACAAACACGGUUGUCAAUGCAACAUCGGAUCCUCUGAACCUGUCAACAACACACAUAGUGCCCAGUGGAACAUCAGCGCCCAUAAAUGUGUUAACAUCAGCCCAAAGUGCUGUCAAUGUCACAUCAGGACCUGUAACACAAAGCAAUACAACUUCAACACCAUCAACUACAACCCCAUCGUUGUCAACUACCCAAAUAGUCAACACAACAGCUCCUUCAACUACCCCCAUAGUCAACACAACAGCAACUCCAUCUACCCCAGUAGUCAAUGCAACAGCUCCUCCAACAACUCCAGCAGUAAAUGCAACAGCUCAUCCAUCUACCCCAGUAGUCAGCACAACAGUUCCUCCAACUACUGCAGUAGUAAAAACAUCUCCAGCUCGAACCACUCCUAUAACCAAUUUGACCGAAGUACUAACUACCCCAUUACCAACUAAGCCGGUAGCAACUACCCCAGUACCAACUAUCCAAGUGUCAACUACAACGGCAUCCCGUGCAGCAGAGGCGCCACUGACCAGCCCACAACUGUCACUGCAGUUCAGUCUGACAUCGACCUUCAAUAGCUCUCUGAGCAACAGCAGGUCACCAGAGUUCCUGGCUUUGGCAAAUCAUGUGACUACACAGCUGGAUAAUUUGUUCAAGGCUCAAUUUGGAGCCAGAUUCCUUCGAACUGUUGUCAAUAGUUUCAGGUCAGGGUCAAUUGUGGUGGAGUCUACAGUGAUAUUCAACAACAUCAGCUCAGUGCCCAACGAUAGCCUGGUAGCACAAACUUUACAAACUGCCAUUACUUCCAACACGUCUGGCCUGACCUUACCUAUCAAUUCAUCCUCCAUUGUGGUCACACGUGCUACUACAAUGGCUAAUGCAACCACCUCCGCUGCAACAACUGCUGCUCCAACUGCAGCGGUGACCACCACCACUCUGGCAGAUGUCACCACCACCGCUGCUGUUCCGGCAGCAACCACCACCACCGCUGUUCCGGCAGCAACCACCACCACCGCUGUUCCGGCAGCAACCACCACCACCGCUGUUCCGGCAGUAGCCACCACCACUGCAGUCGCACUAACUAACCCUCCAUCUCCUAGUGAAGGAACCCUGAUUCUUCGGUUCAGUCUCGAUGAGAAAUUCACCUCGGAUCUUGCCAACCCGUCUUCUUCAGCAUUCAAGGCUCUGGCUGGCAAAGUGGUCUCAGAGGUAAGUAUCCAAAUGCCUUUUCAUCAAUACCACACCAAAGAGACUGGAUAUCAGUGGGCAUCUUAUUGUUAUAUAGAACCAAAGAUUAUUCAGUACAAUGUUAUCGUACUCUUGGACCUCCCCGUUGAGAACAAUGUCCAGACUUUUUUACGGUCUUCUUAGUGGACAUGAAGCCUUGUGCCUGCCUAUGAACCCUUGUGCCUGCCUAACAGCUGUUAUGGGCAACAGAGAGUACAAUGUGCACAACAUGGG